Molecule: messenger RNA, 1855 nt
Organism: Hevea brasiliensis (rubber tree)
Lineage: Eukaryota; Viridiplantae; Streptophyta; Magnoliopsida; Malpighiales; Euphorbiaceae
Product: hydroquinone glucosyltransferase-like
Exons: 1
Coding region: 224-1651 (475 amino acids)
Molecular function (GO): UDP-glycosyltransferase activity
Source: RefSeq, a predicted model, not a curated record
GCAGAGUGAGGUAUCCAUACUCGAUAUUUCUCUCUCUUUUGUUAUGAAAAUAUGAAGCUCUUAAUUUAUCUUUAAACAAGCCAAUUUUCAACUCCUCGUUUUUAAUUUAUCAAAGCUUAGCUUAAAGCUUGAAUCUUUAAUUAUUUUCUUUCCUCUUUUCCUAUAAAGCCCAAUAGCCUGGAAUUCAGUUCACCGACACCCAAAUCUCACUAGUCUUAUUGCCAUGGCUUCUACCCUGCAGCUGCAAGCACCAUCCCACAUAGCCAUGGUGCCAACUCCGGGGAUGGGUCAUCUAAUUCCGAUGAUUGAGUUAGCCAAAAGACUCGUUCACCAACACAAUUUCUUAGUCACCUUCCUUGUGCCUAACGAUGGCUCGCCCAUGAAACCCCAAAGGCAACUUCUUCAAGCCUUACCCAAUACCAUAUCCUCCAUCUUUCUUUCUCCGGUUAGCUUUGAUGACCUCCCUCAGGAUGUUAAAAUGGAGACUCGGAUCGUACUUAGCUUGUCUCGCUCUCUUUCUGCACUCCGUGAAUCUUUUAAGGCUUUAACCGAGGCAUCUCCGGUUGUAGCUCUAGUUGUUGAUCUUUUCGGCACAGAUGCCAUCGAAAUCGCUAGAGAGUUCGAUGUUUUGCUCUAUAUUUUCUUUCCUACAACUGCCCUGGGAUUGUCUUUGGUUUUCCAUUUGCCUAAGCUUGAUGAAACAUACUCCGGUGAGUAUAGAGAUUUGCCUGAACCGUUAAAAUUUCCUGGGUGUGUGCCGGUUCACGGAAGAGAUCUCAUUGAGCCGGUUCAAAACAGAAAAGAUGAUGCUUACAGAUGGGUUCUUCACAUUUGCAAGCAAUACCCAUUGGCUGCUGGGAUCCUUGUUAAUAGUUUUAUAGAUCUGGAAGCAGGUGCUUUUAAGGCUUUAAUGGAGGAUAAAACCGGUACGCCCCCCAUAUACCCGGUUGGACCACUCACACGAACCGAUUCAACCAGUGAGGUUGCUGGUGAAUUUGAGUGCUUGAGGUGGUUGGAUAAGCAACCAAAUGGGUCAGUGCUCUUUGUCUCCUUUGGAAGUGGCGGGACCCUUUCUCAUGAUCAGUUGAUCGAAUUAGCCCUGGGUUUAGAGAUGAGUGGUCAGAGAUUUCUCUGGGUUGUUAAGAGCCCAGACGAUACAUCUGCAAAUGCAACUUACUUUGGUGUAGAAAAAGCUACUGAUCCUUUUGAUUUUUUACCAAAGGGAUUCUUGGAUAGGACCAAGGGGUUGGGUAUGGUGGUGCCCAAUUGGGCUCCUCAGAUGCAAGUCUUGAGCCACUGGUCAACAGGAGCGUUCUUGAGCCAUUGUGGGUGGAACUCUAGUUUGGAAAGCAUUGUAAAUGGAGUGCCCUUAAUUACGUGGCCACUUUAUGCAGAGCAAAAAAUGAAUUGUGUGUUACUAGUUGAGGAUUUGAAGGUAGCAUUGAGGGUGAAAGUGAAUGACAAUGGGCUCGUAGGUAGAGAAGAUAUUGCAAAUUAUGCAAGGACCAUUCUUCAAGAGGAGGAAGGGAAAUUACUUGGGAAAAGGAUGAAAGAACUUAAAAAUGCUGCUGUAAAGGUUUUAAGCCAGGAUGGAUCUUCUACAAAGUCACUAGCCUAUGUAGCCAACAUAUGGAAGAACCAAAGAAAGUAGCAUGUAUGUAUAAAUUGUUCUGCAUUUCUUUGCUUUAGUAAUUGGUUGUGUUCAUGUAACUAGCUUAGGGUUCUUUAGGCUUCUUUUCAAGUAGCAAGUAGUUUGUACUUUGUAAAGCCUGAUGCUUUGAGUCUUGGCUACCGUUAGUUCUCGAUUUCGAAUUUAAUCAAGUUAAAUAAAAUAAAACUAGCUGGGCAUUAAUCG